Molecule: messenger RNA, 688 nt
Organism: Rubroshorea leprosula
Lineage: Eukaryota; Viridiplantae; Streptophyta; Magnoliopsida; Malvales; Dipterocarpaceae
Source: the annotation of a GenBank genome assembly
UAAUGUCAUUUUUCCUUUUUCUCUUGUAUUAAAAUAGUAAUUUCAUUUUUUUAGUGAAAAUAGUAAGUUUUUUAAUACCAAAGAAGAGCAAUGCUAGCAACACUCGCCAUUUGCACUCUCCGACCAACACUUCCAAUUUCAUUGGGCCACGUUAUCAGUCAUGGCGCGAAGGCACGGCGUCAACUACCACCCAACGGUAGCAGCUGCCCUCAUCCUCCUUCCACGCACCUGCCGAGUCACAGCUCACUAGUCCACUCACGAUUCCUGACAAAGAGAAGCUCAACUCAGCGACUAUUUUACCCUAAACGGCAGGAGGUCACUAUCAUCACGCCCUUGAAAACUGCGCUCACCUUUUUCCUCGCUCAGUCCACUUCCUCUCACCUAAAAAAACCCGAAAUCGCAAAAUUACUUCUCCAACUUUCCUUCACGAUCAGUUUGCCAAUUAUUUUCUCAGGAAAACUUGCAGACUCAAAAAUUUCCCGAGAAAGCUUCUCUGGAAAUGGAAUCGUCCGCCCAGCACCGUCUCCAUGCCAUUCAAUCUCAUCUCCUCCCUUCAACUGCCGCCACUGCCGACGAUCGCUCUCUUCUCUUCCAUAACCUCGCCUCCUCGAACUUCUUGAACGGCCAAGGGUAUAGUGUGGUUCUUCCAGAGAAAUUGCAAACAGGGAAAUGGAAUGUCUAUAGGUGC